Molecule: messenger RNA, 1023 nt
Organism: Penicillium antarcticum
Lineage: Eukaryota; Fungi; Ascomycota; Eurotiomycetes; Eurotiales; Aspergillaceae
Product: MAGE domain-containing protein
Exons: 3
Coding region: 1-1023 (340 amino acids)
Biological process (GO): DNA repair
Cellular component (GO): nucleus
Source: RefSeq, a predicted model, not a curated record
AUGCCACGCAAAAGAGCAAACCCCGAAUCCCCAGCGGGUCUCCCAACCCCCCGCCGCCAAAGACAAAGCACAUCCCCCUCCGCAACCGACAGCGAAGAUGGCGGACCAAGCGCGCCCUCCAGCACAGAUGCAAUGGUUAAAAAGAUGGUCCGGCUAGCCAUGGCAAGCGAAUACUCCCGCCUCCCAAUCCGACGAACAGACAUCAGCGCGAAAGUCCUGGGCGAGCAAGGCUCGCGCCAAUUCAAGCUCGUAUUCGAGCAGGCGCAGAACGAGCUACGGCAUCGGCUUGGCAUGGAGCUAUCUGAAUUGCCGGCUAGAGAGAAGGUUACUGUUUCGCAGCGACGGGCCGCUCAAAAAUCUGAAAAAGUUUCCAGUGCCAAUAAAUCUUGGAUCGUUACUAGCACUCUACCACCUGCCUAUCGCACACCUGCCAUCCUGCAUCCACCCAAGGCACCUUCCACCUGGACUGAGAGUACAUACACUGGUCUUUACAGUUUCAUUAUUGCGGUGAUUACGUUAAAUGGGGGGACACUUGCAGAGCAGAAACUGGAUCGGUAUCUAGCACGUGUGAACGCGGAUGUCGGGACGCCCAUUGACCGGACGGAGAAACUGCUGCAGCGGCUGUGUAAGGAGGGAUACUUGAUUCGCACCCGGGAAAUGGAUGGGGGGGAGGAGAUUAUUGAGUAUAUCGUCGGGCCACGGGGCAAGGUUGAGGUUGGGAGUGGAUCUGUUGCUGGGCUUGUUCGGGCUGUUUAUGGGCAAGAGGGUGAUGGGGAUGGGGAUGAAGGGGAGAUUGAGAGGAUGGAGCGGGAGGGCUUUGAGGGGAGGUUGGGGAGGACGCUUGGGGCUCAUGUUGUGAGGGAGAGUGAGCAUGGGGAUGGGCAGGAGGGUGCCUCUCAGGUUCAUGGGAAUGGACCUGUUGAGGAAAGGGGUGGGAGACGGUCUACGAGGCAUGCUCGAGAAGAAGAGGAGGAGCAGGAGGAGGAAGAACAAGAGAAUGACUCCUCUGAGGAGAGUGAUUGA